Molecule: messenger RNA, 1704 nt
Organism: Rotaria socialis
Lineage: Eukaryota; Metazoa; Rotifera; Eurotatoria; Philodinida; Philodinidae
Source: the annotation of a GenBank genome assembly
AUGACACAAUUAGUCACAACAACGAUAAUCCUUCUACCGAAAAGGGAUGUGCUGCAUAAACCAUCUGGUCUUAUAAUGAAAUACAUAUCAGAAUACAAGCCAGCGAACGACAUAACAUCUAUUACGGUAUCCAUACCUAUGGUGGGCGACAUGUGCUACCUUAUACCGCGGAAAGCGAUGAUAAAAAUACCACAAUGCAACACAAACAUAAAACAACAACAGGAAGGAAAAAAUGAUACAUCAAACAAGCGUAAUAAAAGAUUCAUCAUGAAUAUUAUCUCAAUCGCCAUGGGAACGGCAGCAACAAUGCUAGCAACCAGCAACACAAUACAAAUACAUAAUCUUCAAAAGGAGAUAAAAUCAAUAAGAACGUCCAUUGAUGCAAUACAAAAUGCAGUCAACAGUCACCAUAGUCAAUUGUUCCAAUUAACCAAGGGCCAAAUUACAAUUGUGGAAGAACUAAUUCACACGCAAACCGCCCUGAAUAAUACAAUUGUUUUGGUGAAUGAGCAUUCUAAUGUGCUUAAACAACACCGAGUAGCUAUUAAUACACUAGUGUCAAUGGUCAUGAUGCUCAAAAAAGAACUAACAUCAUUUACUCACGCGGUAGAAACUCACUUUAUUCACGAGUCUAUCGAAGAUAUUUUGGCAAAUAAACUCAACCUCCGAUUUAUCCAUCACUACGAUUUACCCCGAGUGAUAAAAAUGAUUACAAAACAAGUAAAUAUAGAUAUGGAAGAAACAGAUGAUUCACUGCCAACAUUCGAACUGAUUAAUCGAUUAUUGAUACAACAACGAAUUGAAUUCGUUCCAAUCAAUACAAAGGAACAAACAGCUGGCGGCGCUAUCGGUAAUCUAUUAUUUAUAUCAUUCUUUGCUACGGCAAAUAAAAAUCAACAAUCAUUCUCAACCUACCAAUUGACGCCAAUUCCAUUUAAUCAAGGACAACAAAGAUUAAAACUGGCACAGAUACCUUACAUUAUUGGUAUCUCAACAAAAACAAUGGAAUUAAUACAAUGGACGAAAGAAGAAAGCAAUACAUGUAAAUUUACAUCAAUGUCCUCAUGUCGAGAAACACCACCAAUUAAAAAAAAUUGGAAACAGACCUGCUUAUUCGAAAUAUUAACUGACUCAAAUUUAACAUUAUGCCGUAUUGAACAUGAACUAGAACCAAUAUUUAUACAAAGAGUCGGUCAACAAUGGGCAAUAUCAACAAUAAAUGAAACAAAAUGUCAUCGUGUCACACAGCUGGAACAAGGCGAACAUGCGAUAACAGCAAAUAAUGAAUUAACCAUCCCACCAAUUGCAUUGAUCACCAUAGACAAAUCAACAGCAUGGAGCUGUGAUAAUUUCUUCUUACCAAGCAUUACAAAUGGCACCAACAAAUUCAUCACAAUUAUUGAGAACAAAAAACUGAACUUCGACGAUUCGAUUCUCAUUGAUUUACAAAAAGCUAUGAGUAAUGACACUCGAUGGGAAAAAAUACCAUAUAUACCAGGCAAUAUAAAAAAUAUGAUUGAAUAUUUAAUAACAACGACACCAACCACCAUAGUCUCAUCAACAGCAUGGUAUCAACAUGGACUAGCAAUAGGGUUGUUGUCACUUGGGAUAAUAGCAAUUACUCUAAUUAUUUUGUACAUGCGAUUAAUAAGCAAAAUUAGAAAGACAUCAACAACGAAAAUGAUUAUAAUGCCGCAAAUAUAA